Brachypodium distachyon (stiff brome) is the source of this 7274-nucleotide messenger RNA. RefSeq lists its product as uncharacterized. Lineage: Eukaryota; Viridiplantae; Streptophyta; Magnoliopsida; Poales; Poaceae. The record is from RefSeq and is a predicted model, not a curated record.
GGCUACAGCUACUACAUCAGAUAAACCUUUUGCCAAUUUCGAUUUUUUUUUGCAAAUACAUUCUCUCCCUUACGUGAAAAUAAUAUAUGGAGUACGGAGUAUGUUUAUUUUUCUCUGUGACGGUGUGGGAGCAACCCUCGACCAAAUCCCCCGCCGCCGGCCCCUCACCUCUCUUCUCCGGCAAGAUGCCGGCAACGAGCUGGGAGAGGCCCCCACCCCCGUGCAGCUCUAGCCAGGUAGUAGUGCAUCUUGUAGGCUUCCUCUUGUGCUACAGAUCUGAUGGAACUCCCCAAGCUCUGGCUCCGGCGUUCCUCGUCGGCCAUGUAGCUGCGGUCGAGGCUUCAAUCAGGAGCAUCGACGGUUUUAGCUCCUGAUUUCGUGAGUUCAUUCGUGCACUGUUCAAUCAUGAAUCCCCAAUACUUCAAUAGAUUUAUUAUUAUUCCCCUUGUGGCUGCCUGGCUGGUUGCUGGGGUCGAUCCCCUUUCUGGUGCUUCCGGACCAUCGCUGGGAGGCUGCUAAGAAGAUCGAUUAGACAGUGACAGCUUGGAGUUCUCAAGCCUGUCGAUGUGUGUGUGUGCGCGUGCGCCUGGAGUUGGAGCAGUGUAUGGAGUGAUGAAUCCUGCAGACUUGAUUGGGGAAUAUGUUAUGGAAUAAUUAGGGAAUUUGUGAAGGUCUAAAGUACCUUCACACGAGAUCUAGCCCUAUUUACCAUCUUGAUUUAAAACCUGCAAAUAUAUUGCUGGAUGAAGAUAUAGUACCAAAAAUUGGAGAUUUUGGUUUGUCCAGACUUCUUGGUUCAACACAAACCUGUGUCGUCACUCAAACAUUUAUAGGAACACGGCUGCAGGCAACAAUGUCGUUGGAUACAUCACAGGAAGUUAAGACUUGCAUCGAAGUAGCGUUAAGAUGUGUGGAUUCUGACCGAGUGAGAAGGCCUACCAUAGCCGAGAUUGUCGAUGAACUGGGUCAUCGACUUCCAAAGAAAGCAGGCCUUCAACAAACAAUACGCAAGAUCAAAUUAUUCAUUUGCACAAUUUUCCUUCAGCGACGACGAGCCAAUCACUAUUGCUCCUCCAAAUUCAGUGCAGCUGGUGAUCAAGAACAACAAGGAAGCCCCAUUCAAGGAGAACAGCCAGAAGCUGAUGCUGGAGCUCACUGGCAGCGACUCUACCAUUGACCGGCCAGGCCUGGACCUGGUGGCCAUUCUGGACAUGAGUGGCAGCAUGUCGGGUGAGAAGAUGAGCGAGCUGAAGAUCGCAAUGCAGUUUGUCUUAAGGAAGCUUUGCCCCAUUGACCGCCUCUCCAUUGUCAGCUUCUCUGAUGGUGCCGCGAGGCUCUGUCCGCUGCGGCAGAUAGAAUUGCAGAAGAUAAUGGAUGGUCUUAUGUCUCAAGGUGGCACCAACAUAAGGGACGGCCUUCAGACAGGACUGAAGGUCCUUGCCGACCGCAAGGUGAGUGAUGGCCGCAUCAUCGCCAUCAUGCUCAUGAUGUCUGACGGCCAGCAGAACCGAGGUGGUGAUGCUGCCCAAGUCAUUGUCGGCAACGUGCCUGUAUACACGUUUGGUUUCGGCCCAUACAGUGACUCUGAGGUGCUCAAUGCGGUCACGGCUAAGAGCAUGGGUGGGACGUUCUCUGUCGUCCAUGACAUGAGUGGCCUGACCAUGGCCUUCUCCCAGUGCCUCUCUGGCCUGCUUACCGUUGCUGAUCAGGACCUCAAUCUGACGGUGUCACAUGUCGGAGACAAGUCAAUGAUACAGAAGGUGAUCGCCGGGAGCUAUUGGCAGACAAGACAGGACGCUGAAUCCGGUUCAGUGACUGUCGGCUUCGGCGACCUGUACAGCAAGGAAGUGCGCAAGGUCAUUGUCAACCUCCUCUGGUUGAGGGUGAGGGCAGCACUGAGAAGUGAGAUCCUCAAGAUCACAUACUCAUACAAGAGCUCUUAUGGGAGGUUGACUGUUGCGGAUCUUGAGACGCUGACUGUGUGGCGCACUGGCAUGGCGGUCUUACAGGUGGAGAAGCUGCCAGCAGAGUUGCAGAUGGAGGAGACCCGUGUGCAGAUAGCGAGUAUGAUCAAGGAGGUGAGAACCAUGGCGGACGGCAUGAAGUUGCAGGAUGCCCAGGACAAGCUAGUGAAUCCCCAGAACAUGCUGGAGGAGGUGGCGGAGCAGUUUAACCCAAUGGUGGGCAUGCUCAGGACUGAGCUGCUGGAGCUCCUCAAGGUCUUGAAAACCCCUGAAACAUACCAAUGGUAUGGCCGUCCCUCCGCGCUGUCGUCUGAGACCUCGCACGACCGGCAGCAGCAUCAUUUUGCGUCGAGGGGCAGCGGUGACAUCGAGACCGUGUCGCAGAUGUUUGCACGGAUGGACAUGUAUCUGGAGCAGGCCAAGAUUUUCCAUAGGGAUCCGACGAGACCAGUCACGUCGGUAGAUGAUGACGUCAAGGAGGAGAUCGCCCUUGCCUAUUCCACUAGGGUUCAACAACAGUGGAUUUUCUGAAGCCAGCUGCCCCUCAUCCUAGCCGUCCGUCGGAGAUGCUUUUCUUUGAGGUAUGUGUUCUUAAAUUUUUUUACGGAGAUUUUUUUUUGACGGAGUGUGUUCUUAAUUUUCAGCUAUGAACAUAGUGUAUACAUUGGUUGUGUGCAUCAAUCGAUGUAGAGUGCCGGAACACAGUUCCAAUGCUGCGUGCCAUCUCUGCGUUGCUGAUGUUGGAUCGCCACUGAUUGAGGUUAUAUAUUGAGGCCUUUUACGGCAGGGACGAAUGAAUAGAAGCCCUCCAUUUAGCAGAUCUAAGGGAUUAAAUAUAUCAAUACUAGGAGAUCAAAAGAGUAGUAUUUACUUUUACUACUAGUAAAAAAGGUAAAAUCCUAGACAAAUCCUCCACGAUCCAUAUGAAUCCACGAGGAUGAUUUCUUUCCUCCAUUAUAAUACAUGACCAUAAAUGUGACCAUAAAAUAUAUUUUUUACAUAUUUGAUGAAAAAAGAGUUAUCGACUCAUACAUCUAAAUCUAAAUAGCACUCUUUUAUUAAUUUUAUUUGUUACUCGCGGUAAUUAUCGCACGAGGAAAAUGUGUAUCCAGUUUUUUCUUUAUUGAAAAAACAAACCAUGGUAUCGGAGUUCUUAAAUGUUUCACGAUUCUUUUGGUUGACUUUUGGUCAAUUCUUUCGGUUCAUGGAACAACUAUAAUAAGUGACUCAUGUUGAGAAAUCCGAGAUCUUUGUUGGGUUCGUCUCGUGAAAUUGGUUGAAACAACUAUAGAUUGUUCGGUUCUAACUUUUACAUGAAUUUUUGUUUAAAAAUAACAUUUUUGAAGGAAAAAUCCAUUCGAUCUACCAAAUCAAUUAGGGAUACUCUCAUGGUAGUCUUUCUAGGCUGAGGGAUUGAUGCACAUGGUUGACGUAAGCACACCUAAAUAAGGGGCGGACCUGCCGGUAUGGCAUGGUGCGGCCCGCGUCACACCUAAAUUUUGGCCCAGAAGCCCAAUAUAGGUAUACUAUCCUACCUCAGCCCAGCCCAACCUAGCCUCUACUAUGUCGGUCUAGCCUGCUCACGUAAGUGAAAUUCCAUCGAUAGUGUGCCAGGACGGUUCCCGAUCGGCCGAUCUGCUCGUCUGUUCGACUCCUCCUGCCUCACGAGACUCCCUUCUGUUCUGCCGCCGCUAAGCACCAAUCUGCAGCGCACGGUGAACCGAACUGCAGACUGCCGGAGACAGAGAAGAGAGAAGGGGCCAUGGCCAGCGCAGCGUAUCAGCCCUCAGGACUGUCGUCACAGCAGCAGAACGCCAGGUCGCCGGCAACGACGAGCGACUGGGCGAGCGGGCGGGAGGCCACGGCGACGGGCGUUGCGCCUGUCUGUGGAAGUGCGGAGGCGCUGAGCGGCUUAGGCGACCGGCGAGCCGGUGAGGAGCACCUUUGCCCAGAUGCCGCCUAAGAAGAAAUCACGAUAUGUGAUGCGAGAUAUAAAGAUCUUCUUUGGCAAUGAUGGUAGCACUAGCAGAGUAAAUCCACCCUCUGUACAAGGAGAAGAGCACCAAGACCAAGAGGUCCAAGAUCAGUCCCCUGUCCAAGAUGAUCAUAUAUAGAGAUUGAGGAUGCAGAUGCAGAGAAUCAAGAGAAUGUGAUAGAGAACCAAGAAAAUUCUGGCCAAGGAGAAGAGGAAGAGAACCUAGAACAUUCUGGCCAAGAGGAAGAGUUAAUUGAAGAAUGGAACAUAGGCCACAUUGAGGUAGAUCCUGGGCUUCGUAUUCCAAUUGAUAAUUUUCAUCCCAACGUUAGAAAUCAAGUUAGGUUGGUUUAUGUGGCAAAAGGUCCAACUCAACCAUCUGGUCAUAAAUAUAGAAUUGACCAUUGCGGUAGGCACUUUUGUGAAAAAUGGUAUAAAAAGAAUCCUUGGUUGGAAUUUAGUGAGUCAAAGAAUGCAGCUUAUUGCUUCUAUUGCUUUCUUUUUAAAGUAGAACCAGUUGGUGAAAAAUUUGGUUGUACCGCCUUCACAAAAGGUGGGUGGGAUACUUGGAAGAAUGCAUAUAGAGCACUUCCUCUUCAUGUUGGUAAUGUUAUGAGUAUCCACAACAUAGCAAGGACAGCACAUGAUGAUUUCAAAAAUCAAAAGUCAAGUGUGGAAUAUAAGGUUACAACUUACAACAAGGAAUCACAAGUGAAAUAUGAGACCCGUUUGGAAACAUCUUUGGGCAUUGUAAGUCAUCUUAUGUUGCAAGGUGAAGCAUUCCGUGGGCAUGAUGAAUCUGCCCUUUCCUUAAAUAAGGGUAAUUUUCUAGAGAUGCUUGAUUGGCACAAAGCAAGAAAUGAGGAAGUGAGGAUUGCAUUUGAGGAGCUAUGUCCCCAAAAUGCCCAAAUGAUUUCUCCAAAGAUUCAAAAAGCACUUGCAAAAACUUGUGUUGAUGGGGUUCGUAAAGCAAUUAAGCAAGAGAUGGGCGAUGGUCUCUUCUCAGUUCUUAUUGAUGAAUCUCGUGAUAUAUCAGUCAAAGAGCAAAUGGCCCUGGUUGUGAGGUAUAUCAACAAGGGGGAAGUUAUUGAAAGAUUUUUGGGUAUCAAGCAUGUCACGGAGACAACAACGGAAGCACUAAAGAAAGCAUUGGUUGAGGUUCUUGGUAAUCAUGGGCUACUUAUUGCAAAUUUAUGUGGGCAAGGGUAUGAUGGGGCUUCUAAUAUGAGAGGAGAAUUCAAUGGUGUUCAAAAACUGGUCCGUGAUGAGAACCCGUAUGCUUUCUAUAUGCAUUGUUUUGCUCACUGGUUGUAGUUGGUAGUUGUUGCUAUCUCAAGAUGUUGUACGUCCAUUGAGGACUUCUUUGAAUAUGUGGCCUUGAUUGUAACCAGUACCGGCUCAUCUUGCAAGAGGAAGGAUGUAUUGCUUGAUAAGCAACGCAUAAAUCUGUUGGAAAAGCUAGAGAGUGGAGAGAUUUUAUUAGGAAGAGGCAAAAAUCAGGAAACAUCUUUGGCUAGACCGGGUGACACAAGAUGGGGCUCUUGAUCAUUAUAGGACUUUAGCUCGUAUUGAAUCAAUGUGGGCUGCAGUCGUAGAAGUGCUAGAGAUUGUGCAUAAAGAUGAACGCAAUCCAUCUAGAGCAGGAGGUUUGGUGCAUCUAAUGGAGUCUUUUACCUUUGUGUUCAUCAUGAAGUUGACGUUGCAAAUCCUUCGCAUUACAAAUGAGCUAUCACUUCUUUUGCAAAACAAGGAUCAAAAUAUUGUUCAAGCCAUGUCUUUUGUUACAGAUGUGAAAUCAUGCUUGGUCAACUUGAGGAGCAAUGGUUGGGAACCAUUAUUUGAAGAUGUCAAAAUUUUCUGCACUGCAAAUGAUAUUCCAGUGCCAAAUAUGGAUGAAGCUGUACCAAGAUUUGGCCAAUCAAGAAGAGGAAGGAGAAAUAACAUUAGCACUGAACAUUUUUUUCGUGUUGAUACCUUCUAUGCAGCUAUAGAUGCUAUCACCACUGAGCUAGAUCAUCGCUUUAAUGACAUGACUUCAGAAUUGCUUGCUGCCUUUGCUUGUCUUGAUCCAAGAGACUCAUUUGCCAAGUUUGAUUUGGACAAACUUGCUAGUCUUACAAACAUCUAUGAUGCAGAUUUCUCGUAUGAUGAUCGCAAGCCUAUCAAAGUUGAGCUUGAGUUAUUCAUGAGCCACAUGAGAAGACAUGAUGAGUUUAGAGUUUGUUAUGAUCUUGCAAGCAUAGCCAAAAAGAUGUUUGAACUUGAAAGAAAUAUUAUGUUUCCUCUGGUUUAUCGCCUUAUUGAGUUGGGGUUGCUAUUACCGGUGGCGACGGCAUCGGUUGAAAGAGCCUUUUCAGCCAUCAAGAUUAUCAAGACCGAGUUGUGCAACAAGGUGUCCGAUUGUUGGCUUAAUGACUUAUGGUGUGCUGCAUCGAGCGAGGGUUAUUCAAAGGACUUGAUCUUAAUGAACUCAAGAAAGAAUCUCAGAAGGAAGGUAGAAUAAUACCAUUACCGCGGUAUACUAAACGCAAAUGAGGUGGAUAUGGGCCGCAAUGGUACCUUUUCUACGGACUACUUCGAUGCGGCCGAUGGAGGCGGCGACCGGUCGCCGGACCAGCCACCCGACCAUGGACACGGACGGAGAUCAGCGACGGCGCUCUCAUGCUCCGCCCGCAGCCCUCCGCCUCGGCCCCGGCAUGGGAUCGAGGGCCGGUGCCUACUGCGCUGACGGGGACGAGACUCGCCGAAAAAGUACUCGAUUCAAGAUACUAGAACGGAACUUGUGGAAACUUGAUAGGGAUCAGGAGGGGUGGGGAUUGCAACUGCUCCGUCAAGCAUUUGUGUCACCUUCAGCAUGUUGGGUCGCAUGGUUGGGUUCUCCUGGAGGCACCACAGCGCCACUGCCACAAAUCUUUCCACCUUCGUAAUGUUGAAGAUCGCCUCCUCAUCAUCCUCGACUUACAACUCAAACGUAUGGGACCUAUAGCAGUCAUUUGCCCAAUAAGUCAGUAUAGUCUUCUCUUCAUCAGUGAACUCCAACUCAACAUUCCUUCUGCAACAAACAAGCUCUAGUAGUAUCACCCCAAAGCUGUAGACAUCGACCUUGGAUGUGAUCCCAAUGUUCUAGAACCACUCAGGGGCUACAUAUCCUCGAUUACCUCAAAUUCCAGUGUUUGUUCGUGUCUGAUUUGUCAGCAGAAGCUUUGCUAGGACAAAGUCUGAAAUCUAUGCUAAAAGGCUGUCAUCAAGAAGAACAUUCUGUGGCUUUAUGUCACAAUGAAUAAUCUGUUUACUGCACUCCUCAUUUAAGUACAGCAACCCUCCUGCCACCCUAA